AUGAGCGCCGAAGAACAACCCACCGAGAAUGUACGACGACCAACUCCUUAUACUGAAAAAAUACAAGAACGUCCAGAAAAAAAUCCACCAAUAGUCUAUAAACCAUUACCACCUAAAGAAUUCUUCGAAAAAUAUCGUACUAAUAUUGAUAAAGCUAUUCGUAAAGUUUGGUCCAAAAAAGCAGAUGAUGAUUAUGUAUUCGAACCAUUUCAAUCAAGAUUUAAUUAUUAUGAUUAUGGUGGUCAAUAUAACUUUAUAUGCGAAUUAAAAGAUGGAGCUCCGACAUAUAUAUGCUGCACUGAAAAUUUUGAAAAAGAAGAUGGAGAUUUAGCUAAUGAUGAAGCUGAACGACGACGACGAUUAUGUGUUAGUGCUAGUUAA
Molecule: messenger RNA, 381 nt
Organism: Adineta steineri
Lineage: Eukaryota; Metazoa; Rotifera; Eurotatoria; Adinetida; Adinetidae
Source: the annotation of a GenBank genome assembly